Haplochromis burtoni (Burton's mouthbrooder) is the source of this 3463-nucleotide messenger RNA. It is a transcript of the gene epb41l3a, whose product is annotated as erythrocyte membrane protein band 4.1-like 3a. Lineage: Eukaryota; Metazoa; Chordata; Actinopteri; Cichliformes; Cichlidae. The transcript is spliced from 25 exons. The coding region runs from base 159 to 2765 and encodes 868 amino acids. Gene Ontology annotation, biological process: cortical actin cytoskeleton organization. The record is from RefSeq and is a predicted model, not a curated record. Gene Ontology annotation, cellular component: cytoskeleton; plasma membrane. Gene Ontology annotation, molecular function: structural molecule activity; actin binding.
AUGACGGGAUGAUUUACUUAAGAGCGGGAGAAAGAAUAGCGAUUACUGUUCAGUGAUCAGUGACUGAAGCCAUGAGCAGUUUGUUAUCGAUGAUAAGAGAGACGGCGCGAAGGAGCAUCAUUAGUACUUCAUCACACUGCAGCUCAGGGUGACUCACCAUGACGACAGAGCUAGGUGAAGCCCAGCCCACAGAGGCGGAGUCUUUCCCUGAAGCUGCCAACCACUCCACACCGAAACAGGGUGAGAAGGGUGGGGUGUCCCAAGCUCAGAGCUCCUUGGCAGAGGACUCAGCCAGUAACCUGUCGUCAAGCAGCUGGAUUGCUCGCUCUCCCGCUAGAAACCCACUGAGCUUUAGAACAAUGCAGGCCAGAGUGACCCUGCUAGAUGGCUCCAUGUUCACCUGCACCGUGGAGAAACGAGCUCGAGGUCUGCAGCUGUUUGAGAAGGUUUGUGAACACAUAAACCUGCUAGAGAGAGACUACUUCGCUUUGUCCUUCAGAGAUGCUGACAAUAACAAGAACUGGUUGGAUCCAGGAAAGGAGAUGAAGAAGCAGGUCAGAGGUGUUCCCUGGAACUUCUCUUUUAAUGUGAAGUUUUACCCUCCUGAUCCUGCACAGCUGUCUGAGGACAUCACCAGGUACUUCCUGUGUCUCCAGCUCAGACAGGAUAUAGUUUCUGGUCGUCUUCCUUGUUCGUUUGCAACUCACACCAUCCUCGGCUCCUACACAGUCCAAUCAGAGCUUGGAGACUAUGAUCCCGAUGACUGUGGUGCAGACUACAUCAGUGAAUUGUGCUUUGCUCCGAAUCAAACUAAAGAAAUGGAAGAGAAGAUCACAGAGCUGCACAAAACCUACAGAGGAAUGACUCCAGCUGAAGCAGAGAUGCAUUUCCUGGAAAAUGUAAAGAAACUUUCCAUGUAUGGAGUCGACCUCCAUCAUGCAAAGAUGAUAGGAAGCGGCUUUGUUUGCCUGUCUUCAGCUAAGUCAGAGGACUCAGAGGGUGUGGCCAUUAUGCUGGGUGUGUGCAAUAGUGGUCUGCUGGUCUACAGAGAUAGACUGAGGAUCAACAGGUUCUCGUGGCCAAAGAUCCUGAAGAUUUCGUACAAAAGAAACAACUUCUACAUCAAGAUCCGACCAGGAGAGUUCGAGCAGUUUGAGUCCACCAUUGGUUUUAAGCUGUUCAACCAUAGAGCUGCUAAGAGACUCUGGAAGGUGUGUGUGGAACAUCACUCCUUUUUCAGGCUAUUAUCACCAGAAGAAACUCCUAAGAAGUUCCUGACUCUGGGUUCAAAGUUUCGUUACAGCGGUCGGACUCAGAUUCAGAGUCGCAGAGCCAGUGCUCAGAUAUCCAGACCAGCACCGCAUUUCCCACGAUGUAUCAGCAAGAGGAGCAUGUUGAGCCGCAGUUUAGAUGGAGCUUCACAGACUGGACCUACCUCCUCUCCGAUUGUCUCUCAAGCCAUCACAGCUUCCCCAAAAGUCAAUGGUGGCACUCACACAGAUAUGGGUUCUGGGCUGUAUGGAGCAUCUAAAGCCAUCGCCAUCAGUGACCUCAUCACAACAGUAACACCUGAGAAGAGAAUGGAAGAGAGCAGUGAAGUUCAAGUUGAGGAGGUGCAGGAAGUGGAGAAUGUGAAUGAAAAGGAGCAAGAGGAAGAGGAAGAGGAAACCAAAGAAACAGAGAUUUCACAGCAGAGUACUCUCACUCCUCAGAAAAUAGACACCAAAACUGAGCUAACUGAUACUGCUGUGGACGAAGACCUGACAGCUACUGAGUCUGACCAAGAUGAAGAUUUGAAAACUCAGGGUAGUCCUGAGGAGAUGCAGAAACCUCAGAGCACCAUCAGUGCCCUCAGACGCUCCUUUUUAGAGGGAGGAGAAGGAGAAGGAGGAGGAAUGACAGAGUGGGAGAAGCGUCUGGCCUCGUCACCUCUCCGAAGGGUCGAUGACUCCCCAAUGAUUGAACCUCUGGAGCCCGAUGAGGAGGGCGGGUUCAUGACAAACCAAGCUCCUCCUCGGCCAUUCAAAAAGAAGAGCUACACAGUGGGGCAGACUUACUGCACAGUCUCUGGCAGGGUUUUUACCAUGACGAUCAUGGAUGACAGCUCUGAUGCUACCAUGACAACAGCAAGUGUCAAACCCUGCCAACAAGUUCAACACAUUUCACAGCUCACUGCUGACGAUGACAUCACAGAGGGACCGCUGAUUGCCAUCCCUGAGGUAAAGACUCCGACUUCACCUUCGGACCUGCCACCUGUUGACAACAGACAAAUGAUUAGUGUGGCUGAAGGUCUCGACUUCUGUGGGGCCAGAGUCUCUGUGAAGUCCUUCCCUGCCACCCCUACAUCCUCACUGGACAAGCUAAGCCCCAUCUCUGGCAGGAAAUCACCUUUCAUGGCAGCAGUGCCUAAACCUACAUUUGAUGAUAUGUCUCCUGAGCUGACAGCUCUGCUGAAAUCAGCCAGAGAGCAACAAACCUUCAGAGAACACGACCUGCUCAAGACUUCAGAGAAGGUGGAGACAAUAAUGCUGGUGACAGAGCCACAUGACGAGGACGAGGCAAUGGUGGACCAGCAAAAGAGCCAAGGAGAAUCUGAUACUCCUGCUGGUCUGCUGCUGAGCUCACACAGCUACACUACCGAGACCUCCAACACCACUACCACCACUCACAUCACCAAGAUGGCAAAAGGGGGGAUUUCUGAAACCAGAAUAGAAAAGAGGAUUGUGAUUUCUGGAGAUACAGAAGUUGACCACAACCAGGACUGAAUCUGGACGCCCAAGGGGUUUAGUAUAGAGUGCAUUGCCAGAAACAAAACUGUUGGCUGCAGCAUCCACCGAGCAUGGAUGAACUGAGGAUUUGGACACACAUUCAUGCAUGGACACACAUAUAUACAGCAUCGCCUGCCUAUCUCACAGGGGGUGGAACCAAUGGCUGAGUUAGCAUUAGUUCGAUAGUGUGACUAGAUGAGUAGAUUUAACUGAAAGUUUCACAUGCAACGCAGAGAUGGGAGAGAAAGACGUGUUUCCAUAGCAACAGACAACCUACACUGGACCUUCACUAUGAAUCAGCUUCUGAAGCAUUUACUUAUAUAAGCCUUCCCCCACACCUCAUUCCCCAACACUCUAAGGUGGGCAUCUGAUUGGCUAGCUGACUCAGGUGUGCUUGCUCCUCUAUUGUUGGGAGACAGCAGCUUUUCAAAACAUUUAGCCUGACAUCUGAAAGAUAGUGCUUCGAGCUUUACCUGGUGAGAAACUUGAUGCGUACUAUCACCAGCUGAUCAAAACAGUUUCCUGUCUAACAAGAAAAAACAGCUAAAACUCUGCUUUGAAUUUACCCAUAAUGCAAUAGUAAUGUGCCAUUCGCUAAACCUUCCACGAAAAUGACGAUGAAUCAUUCAUGUGUGUGUGUUUUUGAUUUCUGUAUCCAUUUAUUUAUUAAAUUACAAACUGAUCACAGCCCCUGA